Thermochaetoides thermophila DSM 1495 is the source of this 1683-nucleotide messenger RNA. RefSeq lists its product as uncharacterized. The transcript has 2 exons. Bases 1 to 1683 code for a protein of 560 amino acids. Lineage: Eukaryota; Fungi; Ascomycota; Sordariomycetes; Sordariales; Chaetomiaceae. The record is from RefSeq and is a predicted model, not a curated record.
AUGUCGAAGCGCACAGUGUUCACCACUGUAACACCACUCCCUCCGGGAGUGACACGCCAAAUUGUCUUGGAUUUCCUUCAUGAUCACGAAGAAAUGAUCGAUUUGAACCCUUUAGUCAAGGAGCGCCACCCUAUCCCAGUCCCAGCCCAUGCUUCUUUCGACGAGCAAGACUGCCUGUGGUAUUCCCUCACUGACAAGGUCUCAUACCUUCCUGGUGUUACUGGAGAUGUGUCAUAUACAUGUGCAUUUCGCGACUUGCCGAACGGAUUGUCAACGCAUUGUUAUGCACCAGCAGGGCUAACCAUCCGCGACAAAUGGACCGUAGGCGGUACUCUUCCCGGCGAGCCACCUCAGCCCAUUGAGUUAGAUCUCAACGCCCCUUCGGUAGGACUCUAUCUGCGCGAGGAUGUCGAUAUGCGCUGCAAUGUCAUCAUGACCGGUUUCGUCAAGAAGACCCUCAAGAAGGCACAUGCGGUGCUGGUCGAGCGGCUCAAGGUCAAGGCCGAGAUUGCGUGUGCCAGCCGCGCUCGUGCCCCAAGAAGUAACUCGCCAGAGCCACUUGACACGCUUGCUGUUGCUGUGGGUGUGCCUAUCAAUGUCAACAGCCGACCUACAAAUGUCCUAGCUGGCCGAAACCCCUCCGCAGGCUCGAGCUCGUCAGUCAGUUCUUGGGAUAGUGUUAGUCCCAUCUCAUCUUCAUCAUCGGUGUAUUCUCAGUCUGAUAGCAGCUUGGCUUCUGCUGCCCGUCCUUGGGUGGUCACCGACACGACCAAGCCAGUCAAGCCGUUUGCCGAAAACUCUCCAACAGCAAGACUCAAUUGCAAUGCCAGCUUCGGAAAGCAGUAUAUACCUUGGCCAAGCCCGGACGUGGCAGCCCCAAUACCAACCAAGAUGGCACCCGACACGCCAUUCUUGUCCGGACGGACACCAGACUUCUCUUUGCCCGCAGUGCCGAUUCUCCCUGCCAUUUCCAUUCCCCUGGUGGCCGAGCCAGAGCCCGAGGCGCCUUUUUUGUGCUCAAAUCAGCCCGAUUGGCCUUUGAAAUCCUCUCCUUCUAAUACCUCUACUACUCCUACCUAUCUCACCAGCUCCAUUGGUGUCGCUGUCGAGUCUGCCGCGGCGAUGGAUUCCUUGGCACCACGCCUGGGCCAGCCACAACUUGGGAAGAAGAAUGCUUUCAAGCCAUAUCCAGGACAGCAGCGGGAUGCAAAAAAAACCGCUAUUAGUAUCGUCCCCCCAGUCAGCGACUGCACUGUCAUCUGUACGGGAAAGCUAUCGGACGAUAAACUAUGGCAAGCCCUGGGUGGCGGGGAGCGAAAAUGCUCUUCCGUCGCUGUCCCUGCUGGUAACGUGAAUGGUGUGGGUUCGAGUUCAAGCUCAGGUUCAAACUCGGGUUUGGCAACUCCAAAGGGCCAAGAACGUUUCAGGAGCCAGGACGAUAAUUACAGUUACAACAAGAAAAACUGGAUUUUCAACAACGCUUCUAGUUGCCAGUACCAAUAUCUGAGCCAUCCAGAUUACCCACACAUGAGCCCUUACGACAACGAGAACGGCACUGCUGGCAGCCAAGUUAAAAGUGGAGUAACGAAGGAAGAUAUUCUGGAACUUGCACCUGCUCCAUUGCAGGUGGGACGGACGGGCGGUGAGAGGUUAAGCAGGCCUUUUAUUCCGAGUUUUGAGUAA